ACUUCCUCCACCAAACCUAGUAGUGACGCAGCCAGGCGACGGUGAGAGAGAGAGAGAGAGAGAGAGAGAGAGAGAGAAAUGGCAUGGUGUGCGGCGAGGACCUUCAACGUUCCGGCGAUCGAUGUGGGCGCACUGCGCACCCGAGCUCCUUUAGCCGUCGGAGUGGGCUUUGCCUCUGUGGCUGGCUCGAAUAUAUGGCGAUCCUCUUCUUCGAUGAAGCGCUCUACGCCCUUUGCUUGCUUGGGCAUUUCCACCGACACUCGUAUCAAAGAAGCUGUGAAAACAGAUAAAGCUCCCGCGGCAUUAGGACCGUAUUCCCAGGCCAUUAAAGCCAAUAACUUUCUCUAUGUCUCUGGCGUUCUUGGUCUUAUUCCAGAGACCGGAAAGUUCGUAUCAGACAAUGUUGAAGAUCAAACGGAGCAGGUUCUGAAAAAUAUGGGGGAAAUACUGAAAGCUGGUGGUGCCGGCUAUUCUUCUGUGGUCAAAACAACAAUCAUGUUAGCUGACUUGAAAGACUUCAAGAAAGUUAAUGAGAUCUAUGCUAAAUACUUUCCUUCGCCUGCGCCAGCUCGGUCGACAUAUCAGGUGGCAGCAUUACCUUUGGAUGCAAAGAUUGAGAUAGAGUGCAUUGCAUCACUGUAGCCUUCUAAACAGAAAAGCUAUCCAGCAAAUGCUUGAGUUAAUAUAAACAUGAAUGAGUCCGAGAAUCCAUUUUCUCCCUCACAUUGUUGUUGUUUAUAACAUUAUCAAUGUGAUUUCACUAGCGAACCGGUUAAGAGAGAAUUAAUCAAAGACCAGGACUUAUGCGUU
This is a messenger RNA of Ziziphus jujuba (common jujube), 810 nucleotides long. RefSeq names its product reactive Intermediate Deaminase A, chloroplastic. Gene Ontology annotation, molecular function: deaminase activity. The record is from RefSeq and is a predicted model, not a curated record. NCBI's taxonomy places the organism in Eukaryota, Viridiplantae, Streptophyta, Magnoliopsida, Rosales, Rhamnaceae. Gene Ontology annotation, cellular component: cytosol. The transcript has 6 exons. Bases 79 to 642 code for a protein of 187 amino acids.